Molecule: messenger RNA, 831 nt
Organism: Miscanthus lutarioriparius
Lineage: Eukaryota; Viridiplantae; Streptophyta; Magnoliopsida; Poales; Poaceae
Source: the annotation of a GenBank genome assembly
AUGGCGAUGCUGGGCGGCACCAGCCCGGUACAAGGAAGCGCGCCCCAGGCGGAUGAUGGGGCGAUGUGGUUCCGACCAGCGACGGCGGCGAGAACCACUGUUGGAGGUGUGGGGCUUGACAUGGUGCUGUGGGAGAGGAUGAGGUGGGAGGUGGAGAGGGGAGGCCGGAAAGACAACUACCCUUGCAAAAGCUACAUUCACAUAUCAUGGUGCAUUUGUCUCAACAUAUCCAUAUCCAUAUCCACAUUCACAUUUAGAUUUAAGGGAAUUUCCUUCUCUAGCUUGAUGUAUGUCACUAAACGCAAUAUGGCUAAUGCUGUUGCAAGCAUGACUAAGCAUCUGGAACAAGUGCAGAGCUCUCUUGCUGUUACUAUUUUUUUUCUUGAAUGCGUAGGACAGUUGUGGCUCAUUGUAUUAAGGAAGAACAAGGCUGCUAAAAAGCACUUAUCACAGCGCAUUCAGCACGUGGAUGAUAAAUUGGAACAGCAGAAGGAGAUUUCGGUGCAAAUAAGAGAUCAGGCUACUGGUGCAAAGUUGAAAAUCAAGAACAUUGGAUCAGACAUGGAUAACAAAAAAAAUAUGGUUAUAGGCCUGGAUGAGAAGAUGGAUUCAAUUGAAGCAAAACAGAAUUAUUCAUGUGUGGCGGUGGAUUAUCUCUGCCAAUUCAUAGAAAAAAGGGUUGACAAGCUACCGGAACAGCUGGAAGGAUUGCAACAAACAGUAAAGCGCAUCGGAUACAAGACCUCAGAGUUGCCACCGGGGCUGGGGGGGUUCGGGCAACUGCUGUCCACCGAAUCAGCGAACCCAUUAGGUGCCUUUCAAAUAUUUUAG